Scophthalmus maximus (turbot) is the source of this 5113-nucleotide messenger RNA. RefSeq names its product G protein-coupled receptor, class C, group 5, member Ba (gene gprc5ba). The record is from RefSeq and is a predicted model, not a curated record. Gene Ontology annotation, cellular component: plasma membrane; extracellular exosome; signaling receptor complex. Gene Ontology annotation, molecular function: protein kinase binding; G protein-coupled receptor activity; protein kinase activator activity. The coding region runs from base 591 to 1811 and encodes 406 amino acids. NCBI's taxonomy places the organism in Eukaryota, Metazoa, Chordata, Actinopteri, Pleuronectiformes, Scophthalmidae. Gene Ontology annotation, biological process: G protein-coupled receptor signaling pathway. The transcript is spliced from 4 exons.
UCCCUCUCCCUCCCUCUCUCUGUGUGUGUCAGUGUGCGCGGAGAGGGAUUUACCAUUACGCACGUUAUGCGCAGCGCAGGUUGGGUCAUGCGUCCAGUCGGGGGAUGUGCGGCGGGGAGCAGUGAUCGUCAACGCGGACGUUCAGCGUCAUCAGCAGUCCAGUAGCCGGAGACCUGGGCACCGUAUCUGCACUUCGCAGAAGUCGUGUCCACUUUGACGACUGCAGCCUCGUCGGUGCAGUGAAAGUCAAAGAUGCGCACCGCUGAACAAAGGGUUUAGGGGGAAACGAUACAGAAUCUCUCCCACGUUUUAGUCCUCGUGACAGCCCGGUGCCUCCGGUCUCUCCCGUUUGGAUUUGGGAAUUUCUGCCUUUUGGGGGACAACGGACACGGGCUGAGUAGCCGGGCUCCUCCUGUUCGAAACGCGCAGCAGGAGGAAUCAUCUGGUCCAUGUGGAUGGAGAGGGGAAAGGCGAGCACGGCUUGUUCCGAAAUGUGACAUUUUUUGGGGUAAUUCGUCGGUCUCCAAAUAAACCUGACAACUGUGCAUCUGCCUCCAUCCUCCAUCGGAUUUGUUUACAUCGAUAAAGAAAUGGCGUUCCUCCCGGUCCUCCUCCUGCUGCUGCUGACUGUUGCUCAUCGUGCCAGCAGUCAGGACUCUGAAAACUCGGAGGCUCUCCCUAGAGGUUGUGGCUGGGGCCUUGUGCGUCCCUACACCCUCCUCUGCGAUCUCGACUCCAUAUGGGGUGUGGCUGUCGAGGCUGUGGCCGCAGGUGGGGCACUGGCUGCCGUCUUUCUAGCCCUAGUCCUGCUGUGCCGUCUACGCCACAUCAGCGAGGCUGAGAAGCGCAGCGGCGUGGGACCCAUCCUCCUGCUGCUCCUCGGCAUCCUCGGCUUGUUCAGCCUGAGCUUUGCCUACCUGAUCGAGCAGGAUGAGUCGCUGUGUCUGCUCCGCAGGGCCCUGUGGGGUCUCCUGUUUUCCGUCUGCUUCUCCUGCUUGCUGGUGCAGGGCGUCCGUCUGCGCAGGCUGGGCCGGGAGCGCCGGAGCCCUGGUGGCUGCGCCCUCACAGGCCUGGCGCUUGGUUUGAGUGCUGUGCAGGGCAUCAUUGCUGCAGAGUGGCUCCUUCUGACCGUGCUGCGGGAGGGACGAGCUGCCUGUCAGUACCUACCUCUGGACUUCUCACUGGCCUGCAGCUACGUGCUAGCACUCCUACUAGCUGCCCUGACUGCCGCCUCCCUGGCCCUGUGUGGGAAGACACGUCAAUGGCGCUGCAAUGCCAUCUGGCUGCUGGUGACAUGCCUGCUGUCCCUGCUGCUGUGGGUGGCCUGGGUGGGCUUCUAUCUGUACGGCAAUGCCUGGCUGGGGAGGUCCCCGGACUGGAAUGACCCGGCACUGGCCAUCGCUUUAGUGGCUCAGGGCUGGCUGCUGCUAAUCUUCCACGCCAUUCCUGAAUCCCACAUCUGCCUGAGACCCCCGCCACAGCCCACUGCCCCGGAUUACUUUGACACCUCCCAGAAUUCAACACGGAUGAGGGAGACCAGCUUUGAUGAAGACAUCCCUCUCUCCCACAGGCAGUUUGUGGAGAACCAGGGCUAUGGCUACAACGAUGAGAACACUGCAGGCUUGAGGAGCGGAGGUGUCGCCGGGCAACACAACAGUAACACUGGACCCAGGCCCAGCGCCCCUUUCCGCAGCAACGUGUACCAGCCCACCGAGAUGACCAUGAUCCUGAACGGGGGAGCGGUGAGUACAUCCUCCCAGUCACAGGUGCCCUCUGCCCCUCCCACCUACACGGGGAGGCAGCUGUGGUGAGUGACAGGGACUGGAAAGAGGAUAUGUGGUAGAAAACAAAGAGAAGAAGAAGAAGUGGAUGGAGAGGGUGAGGGGGGAGGGGUCCAGGACAAGGGGACUGCCUGGUUGGAUCGGACAAGGACGGCAAUCUGUGUACAGACUUUAACACUGACUGUGUGCCAAUCAACUAUUAUGAUGUAUGAGUGUGUGUAUGUGUGUGUGUGUGUGUGUGUGAGACUGAGCGCAAGUAGGGUAUGGAGGACAGAGCUAAAGCUCUUCUAGCACACAAAUCUCUCCAGAAGGGUUUAAAACUCAAAGUGUGUCCACAAAGUAGCAAAACAAACACACGCGCUGACUCCGAUCUGAAAACUUAAACAUGCAGUAUUCUUCUUCUUUUUAUCAGAUUUACUCUCCUGAGACUAGAGCACUGUUAGCAUCCUUGAAAACUGUGAAAUGUACGGCGCUCUCUCUCUCUCUCUCUCUCUCUCUCUCUCUUCCUGACAAGUCAGGAUGUCGCUUCCGCUGCGCGUCACAACGCUGGCGCUCAGGUGGAAACAUUUGGCUCUGUCCUCCAUCCAUCCACAGUGUAGGCGAAGACAAAGCACAUGGGCAACUGUACAGUUUGAGCACUGCCCGCUUAGAAAAGAGAUCCAGCCUCUGUGGGUGUGUAUGUACAGUCAGCAUAUGAGAGAAGAGUGUGUCUGCUCCGCACAUCUCAACUCCACCGUUACCCCACCAACAGUUUUCCUCCCCCCUCUCGCUCUGUCUCUGUGAAUAUAAUCACAAAACUCCUCUCACCUCGAUUCCUCCUCCCACCUGCAUGGACAAACUGUGAAACCCUGAGCUGCGGUGGGACAACAACCUCCCAGUGACCCCAGACACGACAGAAGUAGCCAGGAGCACCUGAACAGAGGGACGACAAGCUGCCGACGAACGGCUGUUAGACAAACGAUGGAGUCGAGUGGAUUCUGAUUGGACAACGAGGGCGUCAGUCACCAAUGGGGAGGCGCUGAUUCAUGAAUCUAGGUCAGACUGCUGUGCCGAUCUCCCACAUCUCCCGUGGCCACUGGCGCUUUUGAACCAGCGAGGAGAAACUGUCACUUUAUAUCAGCAGGAAACAGAGCGAGGAAAUGAAAUCGUCUCCUGUUCUUGGUUCCUCUGUCUGUGUUUGUGUGUGCUGCGUGCGUCAGUGCUGUGUACUUUAUGCGUGUCAGGGAGUUGACGGGGGGGGGGGGGGGGGGGAUUCAAAGUCGAGGUUGCGUUCUGGUGCUAAAUAUCCCCUCCACACACCUUCCCCGGCAACGCACAGAACUACAGGAGCAACACUGAUGCGUGAUUGACAGACUGUAUGAGGAGCUGUGGCUGGUGUGUGGAGAUAUCCCUUAGCCUUAGAAAGAGCAGAUUCACGGCGCAAGGUAGAAAGGACGAGAUCAAAUAUAAGAGAAGGCGAAAGGGAGGACGGGGGUGUGAGGGAUGGUUCAGGGGUGGGGGGGAUCUCUGCGAUUUCCUUCACUCAGCCUCCGAUCUGUGUAAGAAAAUGUCUCCCUGGUCCGUCUGUGUGUGUGUUGCCGUGUGUUGCCGUGGGGGCGGCCGUGUUGCUCUGCUCUGUGUGAUUGUCGUCUUUAUCUGGUGAAUUGUCUCUCCUUCCUCCUCCUCCUCCUCCUCAUGUCUCUCUGUGGUCGGCUACAGCUCAAGUCCCUGUGCCAAGAAGGACUCUUGUUUCACUGCUGUCUCCGUUUCACACCCUCUCCCUCCACCGUGACACCAGCUCUCUCUUUCCUGUGUACAUAAUAGUGCUGUAAAGCUUUGCUUUCUUGUUUACUUUUUUUUUUUUUUUUUUUUUUACUGUAGGCCGAGUUUGGACAACUGGAGAACUGACUACUACAAACUGUUUUUAGUUUGCUUUAAACUGGUUUGCUUUUUGUGUUCAUAUAUUGCUUAUUGUUUAUUUUACUCCUGCUGGUGUCUUUUAUUUUUUUAAAUAAGCAUUUUGGAAAUGUUUUGCCAACACUAGAUAUGCUUUUUUUUUUUUUUGUUUGAUUAAUUUUCAGGAAACUAUAUGAUAUGCGAUCACUUUAUAGGGAUUCACAGUAUGCCGUUUGUACCGCCUGCGUAAUAUUUUUAGUUAAGAAAGCGGUCCACUCUUAGCUGUAACAGUCACGGGGCUACUUCUUUUCAGAAACAUGACAAUGGCUGUGAAUAAUUUUCGGCAUUUCAUGCAGUAAACAAUUAUUUACACAGCGAUAAAAGAGCAGGGAGGGCAGAAUCAAUUUGAGGCACACCACUAUUCAUUCUGGUGAGCCCGUGUCUUACAGCAACACUCGACAAAGAAAAUAUAAGGGUCAACUCUUCACUGCUACUGUAUGUUUAUGUCUUACCCACUGGCUAUUCUGAAACAGAGCUGGCACUAGCAGGCCAGCUCCAUGCCCAAAGAGAGCUCUGCUCGGGUCACAAACAGGCUGCAGGCCCUGGAUCCGUGAGUCGUAGCCCAUGAAGGAGAACUGUCCUUGGGGUUUCGGAUGGUCAGCAGUAAUGAGACAAAGCUCUGGAGCUAAGGGAGGAGGUUUCAGUUCGUGUGAUGUUUUCACUCAAUGUGGAGUACAAAAAAAAAGAAGAAAAAGAAUAACAUGUGACUUCGUAGAUUUUGCACUUGUCAACUACCUAUCUGUGCAUGCUUAUCACCAUUUCUACAUGUAAGACCUUUCUCAGACGUACUUUUGAAUACUAACUCUAUUUAUGUAAGGGUCAUGUGACAGCAAUCAUAAUUUCAGUGUAUAUCAGAUGACACACUUAAUGUCUGUGCUUUCUUAAACACAGUAGAGAGCUGGUUCUUGAGAAGCAAAGAGAUUAACGUCAGGGGGAAAUGGUCCAAAAUGGGAACAAAAUGCCAACAACACCGGACCUAAUAAUAACUUCCUCUAUUGGUUGAAGAUUGGAGGGGAAUAAAAAAAAAGAGAAUCUUGCGACUGAUGUUGUCUCUGUGUUUAAAAUCAAAUAGACUGUGGUGAAAUUUGCACAAAAUGUCUAUAUGUUAUGUUUGUCAUCCCUGGGCAGCCUGUUUGGACACUCACCCUCCCUGGGUUUGACAUGUCCUUGCUUGUCCUCUCCUGAUUUAUCUUGCCUUCAGACUGUUCCAGUGGGGCAGCUGACAGGGCUGAUACUGGUUUCCACAGCAGUGACUGUGCAGUGACGCAGCAUGCCUAUGUAUAGAACUUGAUUCCCCUGAUUAGAAAAAGAAGAAAAAAAAGUUCAAUCUCUUGUUUCUGUAACUGAUUCAGGAAAAAAAAGUUCAAUAAAAGUGUCAUGUUUGUAGUUAAUUUUAA